AUGCCUAGUACAGCUGUAUCAGCUGACAUUGAUCAUUCAUCAGAAUCUUCCACAACUUCGUCAUCCUCUUGUUCAUCAUUAUUAAUCACAUCACCGUCAGCAUCGUCAUCACAUGAUAGCUUAUUAAAUUCACGUCAUUCAACAAUUCAACAAGAAUCAACGCAUAAUACCUCAUUUGAUUUUCAUGAUUUCAACUUACAACUUCAACAAAUGUCCUCUACAUUUAAUAAUAAUCAUGAUACAACAGCUACACCAAAUGAAGAUGGUGGUAGUUUUGGAAUAUCUGCAGCAAUGAUAAGUAUGAUGGGUUUUGAUCAAGAACAUGCAGCAUAUGCUAGAAAAAGUCAGAAUAUGACAGAAUGUGUUCCCGUACCAAGUUCGGAACAUGUCGCAGAAAUUGUUGGACGUCAAGGAUGUAAAAUAAAAGCAUUACGUGCCAAAACCAAUACUUAUAUCAAAACGCCGGUUAGAGGAGAUGAACCUGUAUUUAUUAUAACUGGUCGUAAAGAAGAUGUUCAUUUGGCUAAAAAAGAAAUAUUAUCAGCCGCUGAACAUUUUUCACAAAUACGUGCAGCAAGAAAACAACAAGGAAAUAAUCAAAAUAUUACAAGUAGUGGUGCUACUAAUAAUAACAAUGGCAACAAUAAUAAUAUAAUGCAACAAAAUUCAUUAUUAUCCAUUAAUAAUAAUAGUAAUCAUCCAGGUGGUCUUACAAUGCCCGGUAAUUUAACGACAACAACGACGAUGACAAAUAAAAAUAAUAAUCAUGUUUUACCAUCAGCUUCGAUUUCAUCGACAUCGACAACAUCUUCGAGUUCGUCUCUUCCAUUAAUACAACAGACUUCAGUUUUAUCGCAAUCAUCUACAUCACAAACAACCAUACAAGUUCGCGUUCCAUAUCGUGUAGUCGGAUUAGUUGUUGGUCCAAAAGGUGCUACCAUUAAACGUAUUCAACAGACAACAAAUACGUAUAUUGUUACUCCAGGUCGUGAUAAAGAGCCAAUAUUUGAAAUAGCUGGUCUACCAGAUAAUGUUGAAGCAGCGAAAAUUGAAAUCGAAAGUCAUAUUGCUGUACGUACGGGCAAUACUGAUUAUUCUGGCAAUCAAUCCCCUACAGGUUUAAAUGAACAACAAAGUAUUAUUAAUCCGGCAAAUAUUUAUGGUAAUUUUGUUGGCUCAAAUGGAGAUAAUGAUUAUGAUCAUUUGUACGUUGGUAGCAAUAGUAGUUUACUUGGAAAUGGAACGGAUAUAAUCGAUUUAAAUAAUCAUUGUUCAAAAUUAGGUAAAUUAUCAUCGAUUGUUAACAAUAACAAAUUAUCGUCAAAAUUUAGUCAUCAUUUAUCGUUACCAUUUCAUCCCUCAAGCCCACAUCAAUCACAUCGGCCUGCAGAUAUGUCAUCUGGCUCAAACAAAACAAUAUCAGGAAAUUACCAUACACUAUCACAGUCAAAUUAUUUUCCAUUAAAUGAUUUUUCAUCAACUGCUGCAUCCAUUACAAAUGGAACAAAUUCAUCUUCAUUUGAUCAUUUACUAUGUGAUACUUCAUCACCCACAGCAACAUCAAUAACAGCACAGAAUAAUAAUAAUAAUAAUGAUAAUAAUAAUGAUUUAACAACAAUUUUAGAUGGUUUAAAAACAAAUUCAUCAUUAUAUGCUGACACAAUAUCAUCAACAUCUUCCUCUGUUUCAUCAUUAUGGCCAACAGCUUCUUCAUCAGCAUCAAAUUUAUUUUCAACGACGAUUACUUCACCAGUACCAACAACGAAUGAUGCCUUAGCUCAAGCACAGAUGUAUGGUGGUGCAAGUGCGACUGCAUAUUCAUUUUAUAUGCCAAAUCGUAGUCGCAGCGAAUGUAGUAUCGAAUUGAAUAAUAUGAGAAAAUGUUUAUCACCAUUUGCUUCACUUAAUGGCGGUGGUGUUGAUGCCGUGGAUAAUAAUAAUCCUUCGGGAAAUUUUCUUAUGACAAAUCAACAAACAAUUGAUACAAAUAAAUCAUCGGUACGUCGUAUGCAUAGCGAUCCAUUAGUUAAUAAUUAUUCAUAUUUACAAUUCAUAUCAACACAGGAAAAUUUUCCACUUAUGUGUAACACAACUGAUAUCAAUAAUAAUUCAUUGAUCGAUGCAUCCUCAUUAUUAUUAUCUCCAUCAGCAGCCGAUAUAGUUCAACAAGAUCUAUUUUCAGGUGUACCAUCAUCUACCUCAACAACAACAAGAUCAAUGACACCAACAUCAGCUGCAUCAUUGAAUGAUCAACAAUCAUCAUUGAAUACUUUAUUUGCUCAUGCAGUUCAACGUCGUUUGAAUGAAUCAUCAAACAGUUGUAAAACAAACACAACCACUACAAAUUAUUUAUCACCCUCGUCAUUUAACUAUCAACCAUGUUCACAAUGUGGUCAAUUAACAUUGACUUCAAUGACACAAUGUGGUCAUUUCUGUUAUUGUCUUGAUUGUGCUGCUCAUUCAUCAACAACAAAAUAUUGUCCAUUAUGUAAUAAUAAUACAUUUGGUGCUCAACAUGUCACAACAUAUUAA
Molecule: messenger RNA, 2532 nt
Organism: Didymodactylos carnosus
Lineage: Eukaryota; Metazoa; Rotifera; Eurotatoria; Philodinida; Philodinidae
Source: the annotation of a GenBank genome assembly